Molecule: messenger RNA, 3586 nt
Organism: Opisthorchis viverrini
Lineage: Eukaryota; Metazoa; Platyhelminthes; Trematoda; Opisthorchiida; Opisthorchiidae
Exons: 12
Coding region: 1-3243 (1080 amino acids)
Cellular component (GO): nucleus
Source: RefSeq, a predicted model, not a curated record
AUGCGUGCGAGUCGUGUCAGUGUGGUUGCGGCUUAUGCAGCUAUCAAAAUAAGCACUAAAGCGUUUCAGCAGCAGAUACCACAGAUUGGCGACGCCCGAACCCACUGGAUCACGACAAUAACUGCUGAAGCGUUGAAAGAAAUUCUGCUGCAACAACAAAACCAAUUUGAAGCGGCACAAUUACGUUUGGCGGAAACAUUGACGCAGCAACUGAAAAUUCAACCACCAAAUUCCGCUCCAGAUACCAAUUCAGUCGACUCGAUCGCCAACAGCAUCACGGAGUUCCAUUAUGACCCUGAUGCCGGCCUAAUCUUCGAUUCGUGGUACAAACGUUACGGAGAUGUUUUCAAAGCCAAAUUGAAGCAACACCCACGGUAUUCCAAUUUUAUCCUGCCUAAGAACACGCGAGAUCUCAGUUCUGACAAAACUGUGCAGCAACUUUCAAUGAUUUCCAGUGAGCGUUUGUCCUUGUUUAAUAUUCGCAACCAAUGUAUGAAACUGGCGAAAAAGGAAUCCGAGGACUACAUCACUUAUGCCGGUAGAGUCAACUUUGAAUGUGAAAAAUUCAAGGCGAGACCAUUGAACAAGAUCGAACAAACUCCCGAGAUAACGCUGCAGUCCAUUACCCAUGAGUGCCAGAGCCUUUUAAAUCCUAAACACGACACGGCCACAUUGGACAGGCCCCUAUCCAACCCUGCUUUCAACAUUGGCAAGACGACAUCGAAGCAACGUUAUGUGGUGACAAGUUCAAACGGAGCAAAACCCCCUUCAGCAUGCUGGCAACGCAGCGAACGGCAUUUUGUGCGAUUGUGUCCGUAUAAAAAGCACAGUGAUCAGUGUACAACCGACGUGGGCACAAGGGAAGCCGGUGCAAGACGCGGAAAGCUGGGCAAAGACAGUCGAACCUGGAGGUCACAGAGCAAACGGAGCCAAUCGGAACCCCGUUCUAACGCAAUACUUGCAACAUUUGAUAACCACAUCGAUGCUCGUCGCAAGCACGUUAAAAUUAGAGCAAACGGAAGCACAAUUCGAUUGCAGCUCGGCACGGUUUUCGAUAUUACCAUUGCUUCCCGGUGCACCUGGAGAAAGAUCGGGUCAUCAAUGAACACUGUCAGAAAUGCUUCAGGUGGCAACAGACUGCGGUUCGCUGAGGGGACCACGUCGCACGGGACACCCGACACCCGUGACACACUACCCAAGUGGAGGGCACCGGAUCAGAGCGCAACGCCUACGUGUAGGGGUCGAGGCGUUUUGGUAUGGGUGGUAGCACAGAUGGAGUUCUAUCGAUCAUUAUCCGCGAAGAAGGAUGUGUUGAGCAUAAUUCAAUGUUCUAGUGCCAGAAAAAAUAAGAAUGUGAAGGGAUCAGGUGCAGUGGAGACUGCGAUAAAAGCGUCAAAUACCCCCGAUCUUUUGGCUUCAGAUUUUUCUUCCACACCUUACAAACGGGUCUUGCCCUCACCCACUUCAGUCCAAAAAAUUGCUUCCCGCGAUAUCACAUCUUGGUUGAAGGAUGUGUUGAGCAUAAUUCAAUGUUCUAGUGCCAAAAAAACUAAGAAUGUGCAGGGAUCAGUUGCAGUGGAGACUGCGAUAAAAGCGUCAAAUACCCCCGAUCUUUUGGCUUCAGAUUUUUCUUCCACACCUUACAAACGGGUCUUGCCCUCACCCACUUCAGUCCAAAAAAUUACUUCCCGCGAUAUCACAUCUUGGUCCCCGAGCUCACUAACAUCCGAUUUGACCGUUGAAUCUAGUUCACUGACUACUGACAAUCAAACUCCAAAGCGUUCAGAGCGAUCGCCACUCGCUCAAUUGCAACUGGAACCCGCUAACAGUAAUUGGGUAACGGCUGCGAAAUCAUCAGUGACUCCUGAUGAAUCUUCAGAUGACGAUGCGUUUGAAAAGUUUCUCGCAAAACUGCGCCGUCCCCCUAGUCCCAAAUAUUCCAGCGGCUCUUCGAGUUCGUUUUUCACCGACAAUAGCAGUUCCGGGUCGCAGGUUUCUGAUGAACAACUCUUCUAUUGUCAAUUUGACAACGCUGCGCGGUCAGCUGAUGUGGAAGCAGAAAAGUUUUAUUUCAACUUAUCUACCACUCCGACAUUUCCAUACCCACUGUACAGUCGGUUGCCACUUCACAAACAAAUAUCUCCAUCUUUUGGGGACAAACCGACGGACGGCGUACACCAGAACUCGAGUGCUGCAACUGAGCUCUUUCGGAGGCCACCAGCUACCAUAGGCAAUCUUUCGAGACGGUUAGAACGGCCAAGAGAGAGUCGGUCGCAGCUACGGUCCCCAACUUCCAAAACCUGCGUCAGCCGAUCCCUUUCAAGCACAAGUCUGCCUGUUUGGGCUGACUUUGUUUCAUCCCUUUAUCCGUUGGAGGAGGGCGAUACUCGCAGGACAGGUCGCAGACGUCAUCCAAGCGCUGAACGUUUCGUUAAACGGUUCAAGGCCAAUCGUGUUGAAUUGGCGAACAGGCUAUUCCGUAUUUUCAACGAAAAGGUGUUUGACAAACGGCUACCUGAUGACCUGUCAAUUGUUUGGAACACCCGAUUGCUGCGCACUGCUGGUCAGUGCAAAUAUCUGCGACGUGAGGUCAUCCCGCGGGUUGGUGAAAAAACUAUUACCCGAAUAGCUCAGAUAGAGCUGUCCCCAAAAGUGUGCACAUCCGCGGAACGUGUCCGUGACACACUACUUCAUGAGGUCUGUCACGCCGCAGUCUGGAUACUCGAUGGCGUGAACGAUGGUCACGGCUCACGUUGGCGUCGCUGGGCCAAUCGCGCGAUGCAAGUAUGGCCUGAUAUCCCCGUAGUUUCUGUGUGUCAUGCGUACACAAUUGAGACUAAGUUCACCUAUCGAUGCACAGGCUGUGGUGCAUGCAUUAAUCGUCACUCCAAAUCAAUCGAUACGGAAAAACAAAUAUGUGGGCGUUGUCGAUCACGUUUCGAACUCCUCAUCAAUACACCUCGCGGUCGAAUGAUGCGUCCAAGUGUCGCGGGUACGAUGGACAAGCGUCUUCUCGCCCACUGCACUGUCCGCCCUCAAGUGCAACAGACCCAAUCGUCCGAGUUAAGUGAAAAGCGUCGACCGGCCUUCGCGGAUUUCGUACGUGAGAACUACCGACAUGUUCGGCAGAAGCCGGAGAUCAAGACUCACGCGGAUGCGAUGACGGAAUUGGGUAGUUUAUUCAAGACGAUGCGCAUCUCUAAAGUCCAACAGAACUCGGACAUAGCCUCUUUACCCACGUAAAUUUAUCCAGCGUAUCUCGCAUUUGAUUCUUUCAUUUCCCGACUGAUGCGCACGCCUAUUUUCGCUGUUGAAGGACCUUACGGUGCAUUUUACACGUUUUUAGAUGGGUUGGACGUUAUUAUUUUUGUAUACUAGGUGUCGGUUAUCGAUGAGAGAAUUUUUAACACCUUUGUUUCCCUUGUUGUCCUCCCUGUGUAUCAUUGGAGACUGAUGCGCACGCCUAUUUUCGCUAUUGAAGGACCUUACAGUGCAUUUUAUACGUUUUCAAAUGGUUUGGACGUUAUUAUUUUUGUAUACCAGGUGUCGGUUAUCAAUGAGAGAAUUUUUAACACUUUUGUUUCCC